GGCGCUGUCUACGACUCUAUCAUGUUGUGAUCUGCUGCAUGUGACAUUGACAUCAACUGAGGGCUAACGUUAGCCUAGCCUGUGAGGCGGAGGUUUCCAGAGUAGCUGUCCGGCUUUGGCUCACCAGAUCCCCAGCUGCAAGCAUGAGGCUCACCGCGGUCCUGGCGAUGGCAGCUCGGGUCGUCGUGCCCAAGGACUACCGGUACGGGACCAACCGGCCGUGGACCGCGGCCGCCAAGAGGCUGAACCCUCCGGGGAAGAAGAGGAGAAAGGUGUUCGUGGAGCCGCUGGAGGCCGAGGACUGGUCUGUGUUCAGAGGAGACACGGUGGAGAUUCUUGCAGGAAAAGACAAAGGGAAGCAGGGGAAAGUGAUCCAGGUGUUCAGACGCAGAAACUGGGUCAUUCUGCAAGGACUAAACACACAUUACAGGUAUAUUGGAAAGACCUAUGACUACCGUGGCACAUAUGUCGCCUCUGAAGCUCCCCUCCUGCUGCAGCAAGUCUCUUUGAUCGACCCCUCAGACAGAAAGCCCACAGAGGUCGAGUGGAAGUUCACAGAGGAGGGUGAGAGAGUCCGGGUGUCGCUCAGGACGGGUCGGAUCAUUCCCAAACCGGUGGUGGAGCGGCGAGACGGCAUCGUGCCGCAGCAGUGGAAAGACGGCCCUAAAGACACCAGCCCUGAAGACACCCUGGAGAAGACCUACGCCCCCUCCCUGAAAACCCUGGAGGAGGAGGUCAUGGAGAAACUGGGGAUCCAGGAGAACCGAAGGCACCAGAAGUCCUACUGGUACUGACCCAAGCAGCCAGAGACACUCGGACUCCUGACGGCGCUCUCCAGUUUUCACAGGGACUCUGGACAUGCCUUCUCCUGGUGGGGGUCAAGCUGAAGGUCAAGUCAGACAAAGACUGUGACGAAGCCACGAGGACGGAGGAUACAUGGACUUUAAAACGUAACAUUAUGAAAAAGAUUUUGCAAUCUGCAGCUUUUUGUUACUUUGCUUCCUGGAUCAUCUUUGCUUCAGUUUCAUGAUAUUGCUCUCAAUGGAUGUCGUUGAUUUUUAUUCAUUUCAGUGGAGAUGAAAAUAAAGCGGAUUAAAUAUUGUUGUGA
Molecule: messenger RNA, 1108 nt
Organism: Salarias fasciatus (jewelled blenny)
Lineage: Eukaryota; Metazoa; Chordata; Actinopteri; Blenniiformes; Blenniidae
Gene: mrpl24
Product: mitochondrial ribosomal protein L24
Exons: 6
Coding region: 144-794 (216 amino acids)
Biological process (GO): translation
Cellular component (GO): ribosome
Molecular function (GO): RNA binding; structural constituent of ribosome
Source: RefSeq, a predicted model, not a curated record